CUCACUGCCUGUCCCACCCCUCAGCUGGGAUAUGAAAAGCUCUGUCAGCCCCCAGCUUUCCUCAGAAGCCCUCUUGCAAGGCCACGAACAUGAGCCGGCUCUGCCUCUCCAUCGCCCUCCUCGUCCUCCUGGGCACCCUGGUGGCCUGCACCCCAGGGGCUGAACACAAGAGCCGUGCCAGAGACCCACCGCCCGCCUUCUGCCUGGAGCCUCCCUUCAAGGGUCUCUGCAAGGCUAUCCUUAUCAGGUACUUCUACAACGCCACCUCCAGGCUCUGCGAGACCUUCAAAUAUGGCGGGUGUGACGCCAAGCAAAACAACUUCUUGACGUCAGAGGACUGCAUGAGGACCUGCGGUGGUGCCGAAAGGCCCUGGACGCUUAGCAUGGUUCCUGGCACAAAGGAGACGGUCCAUAAAUAUUUGAGGAAGGAAGGAAGGAAUGCAGGAGCACAUUCCUCAUGACUGGAGUGACUGCAGGGCCUGGGAUUUGAAGCAAGUAUCCUAACCCUAACCCUCAUCCUCACUGCAUCCUCACCUUCAUCCCCCACCCCACCAUCACUGCUCUCCUUGUGGGUAUCGUUGGUGGAAUUUCUGGAAUCUAGCUCUGAGAACAGUGAUGGCAGAGGUCUUUCCAUUAAAGAAGUCCCUUUCCCCCACCGCGACGUUGAACAUUUUCCUAUCUGUCGUUUAAAAUUCUACAUCCUUAUAAUCAAUAAAUUAAUUUCCUAAUGGA
Orcinus orca (killer whale) is the source of this 732-nucleotide messenger RNA. Its product is annotated as pancreatic trypsin inhibitor-like. The coding region runs from base 90 to 461 and encodes 123 amino acids. The transcript has 3 exons. Lineage: Eukaryota; Metazoa; Chordata; Mammalia; Artiodactyla; Delphinidae. The record is from RefSeq and is a predicted model, not a curated record. Gene Ontology annotation, molecular function: serine-type endopeptidase inhibitor activity.